Molecule: messenger RNA, 1626 nt
Organism: Epinephelus moara (kelp grouper)
Lineage: Eukaryota; Metazoa; Chordata; Actinopteri; Perciformes; Serranidae
Gene: dpep2
Product: dipeptidase 2
Exons: 11
Coding region: 16-1476 (486 amino acids)
Biological process (GO): proteolysis
Molecular function (GO): metallodipeptidase activity
Source: RefSeq, a predicted model, not a curated record
UCCGCUAGCACUUGAAUGCAGCACUCCGCACGGCUGCCAGCUUUGUAUAGGUUUGUUCUACUGUUUUCUGGGGCGAGAGGAGCUGGAAAGUUCGUACUGUCUGUGUGCAGUUGUCCAACAAGGUGGUCAACACGUUACUUUUUAACGACCAGGCAGAAUAUGGAUUCUGGAAAGAUCAUGGUCAGAGCAUCAGGCAGCUUUCUGAUGAAGUCCCUACGGCCUCUGGUGAUUUACUCCUCUCUGUGUUAUUUGAUAUCUGGAUACACCGACAGAGACAGAGUAAAUGACUUGAUGUCCAGAUAUCCUCUUAUUGAUGGUCAUAACGACUUAGCUCUCCAGCUGAGGAUACUUCACAGCAAUCGCCUGAGCCAGAUCGACCUUCAUAAUGUGAGCAAAGUGGCUACCGACAUCACCCGCCUCCAAGCAGGCAAUGUGCAGACGCAGAUGUUUGCAGUCUAUGUGAUGUGUGGGGCCCAGGAGAAGGAUGCUGUGAGGCUGACUCUGGAACAAAUAGAUGUGGUCAGACGCAUGUGCACUGAGUACCAGGACUUUGAGCUGGUUACAUCUGCCCAGGAGCUGAAGAAUUCUGCGAUGAGGCAUAAGAUUGCCUGUCUAAUGAGCAUUGAGGGGGGGCACUCUAUUGACAGCAGCCUGCCAGCCCUGCGGAUGUUUUACCAGCUCGGAGUCCGCUCCAUGGCCCUCACUCAUACCUGCAAUACACCCUGGGCUGAGUCAUCCUCAAAAUUUUAUAAUGUCUAUCAAAGACAGAACAACAGCCUGACAAAAUUUGGGAAGGCUGUGGUGGAGGAGAUGAACAGACUUGGAAUGAUAGUGGACCUCUCCCACACUUCUUGGGACACUGCCUCGGCCACACUGAAGCAUUCCAAGGCCCCUGUUAUUUUUAGCCACUCAUCUUCCUUCUCCAUCUGUAACCAUGGCCGCAACGUACCUGACUGGCUGCUGCGUGAUCUGAAAAAGAAACACGGGUUGAUCAUGGUGAAUUUGCACAGCAAAUUCAUAUCCUGCAGGGAUGAAGCCAACGUCUCUCAUGUGGCUGACCAUUUUGAUCACAUUAAGAAAGUGAUUGGAGCUGAGUCUAUAGGAAUCGGAGGGGACUUUGAUGGUGCUUCCAGCUUUCCUCAGGGGUUAGAGGAUGUGUCAAAGUAUCCCGCCCUAAUCCAGGAACUCCUCCGAAGGAACUGGACGGAGAAUGAGUUGGCCAGUGUCCUUCGAAAUAACUUCCUGCGAGUGUUUGAGGAGGUGGAAAGGGUCCGGGAUCAGUUGAGUUUGAACCGGCCCAGUGAGGUCCAGAUCCCCCUAGAGGAGGCGCAGAACUCCUGCAGGCUGAUCCUCAAACGCCCUGACCCAAAAGGGCCCACUGACAGGAGCCCCUCCUCCAGUGCCCAACAUGGACCAAAAGGUCUGUUAAUCCUGGCCUUAGUUCUGCUGCUUUCCAGCCUAUUUAUGAUUGAAUGAAUAUAUUGAAACUUUAGCUACACCUUUUUAAAGUGCAUAUUUUCUUAAAUAAAUAAGAAGGGCUUCAUGAGAUUGCUUGUGGGUCAUCCCAGCACACCACAGGUCAGUAAAGAUAAGGGGAGAAUCACUUUCUUACCACCAAAAAUUAAA